Messenger RNA from Desarmillaria tabescens, 852 nucleotides. RefSeq lists its product as uncharacterized. The coding region runs from base 1 to 852 and encodes 283 amino acids. The transcript has 4 exons. Lineage: Eukaryota; Fungi; Basidiomycota; Agaricomycetes; Agaricales; Physalacriaceae. The record is from RefSeq and is a predicted model, not a curated record.
AUGUCUGCUUCGGAUUGCACUGCUAUCCUCUGGUCUUCCGUACAACUCGGACGCCUGCGUGGUUCCCGUAACAUCGGGUAUCUCGCUGCCCUGCGGUUAUUGGCUGCUGGAUCGACAGUGACUUUCCUUUUGCGCUCGCCCAGCGUUUUCAACGACGACGCCCGAGUGCAAGAAUACGUCAAGUCCGGAAAGGCUUUUCUUGUUCAGGGCGAUGCGCUCAAACAGUCCGACGUACAAAAUGUCUGGGCUGAGGCGUCGAAACAUGGAGACGUCGAUGUGGUCCUAUUCACAGUCGGCGGUACUCCCAAAUUCCACCCACUCAAAGGCGCCGUGAUUACCCCAGCAAACCUCGUCACGCAAUGCUUUCUAAACCUCAUUUGCACCAUACCUCAUACCGCAACCCCCAAAAUCGUCGCAAUAUCAUCCAAGGGGCUCACACGCGAAUCUCACGCAAGCCUGCCUCUCCUUUUGAAACCCAUAUACGGGUAUCUACUCGAUGCCCCUCACAAGGACAAAAUGGGGAUGGAGCGGGUGAUUGCUUAUUGCGCUGGUUGGGAUUGGAACACUAAGGAUGACGGAGAACCUGACGAGAAAAUCAUGGGCCCUACCUGGAGGGAGAGAGAAGGUUUACCUGCAGCCGGGUCAAUGAAGAACAUCAUGGUGGUGAGACCCGCUUUUCUCACCGACGGGGCCUGUCUUGCGGACCGCUCAGACAAGCCUGCCUAUCGAGUUAGUGACAAGGAAAUGGGUGGAUAUACAGUUUCUAGGAAGGAUGUUGCUCAUUUUGUGGUGGAUGCAGUUUCUAACCGGUGGAAUGAAUUUGUGGGCAAACGUAUCUCCAUCGUCUACUGA